Trichomycterus rosablanca is the source of this 1785-nucleotide messenger RNA. It is a transcript of the gene kmt5aa, whose product is annotated as lysine methyltransferase 5Aa. The record is from RefSeq and is a predicted model, not a curated record. NCBI's taxonomy places the organism in Eukaryota, Metazoa, Chordata, Actinopteri, Siluriformes, Trichomycteridae. Gene Ontology annotation, molecular function: histone H4K20 methyltransferase activity; transcription regulator activity; protein binding. Bases 238 to 1179 code for a protein of 313 amino acids. The transcript is spliced from 7 exons. Gene Ontology annotation, biological process: regulation of DNA damage response, signal transduction by p53 class mediator; regulation of transcription by RNA polymerase II. Gene Ontology annotation, cellular component: nucleus; polytene chromosome.
ACAUGGCGGCGUGAAACUGUGAAAAAAACUAGCUCGGCCGAAGUACUGUCAAUGAAACAGCGGAAAGUUCGUUUUUUUAGCGCCGGAGAGACGAAAAAUCGUAGGUAGCAUUGGCAUGUCUAGCUUCUGCGCUGGUUGGAAGCGGAAAAGUGCCGGAAUAAACUAGGUUUAUGGUCGCUUCUCUGUUCGCUUGCUGAACGUUAAGCGCUGCAAACAACAAGGAGAAGCACGGCUGAAAUGAACGCGGACAUAUUAUGCAAUGGACACUCUACACUUCAUGGUUUUUUGAACCAUCAGCCCUCAAAGGCACAGCAUCAUGAGGAAAUUUCUGUCCAAGUUAUCCAAGAUGGGAAAUCCUCCAGGAUAUUUUGCACACAUAUGGAUGCACAAAAUAAUUCCAAAAGACCCAGUACUGUAAACGGAGAGAUUAUUCUCCCCAUGCUAGCUGUGAGUGAAGACCUUCAAAUUUCAACAUGCAUAGCAGAAGAACAGACGAGACAUCUUCGUUGCCGACAGUCUCAUGUAGCCCCACCAGCUAAAGUCACUCCAGAGGUCACCUUCACUUAUCCAGCCUGUCAGAGGAAAGCAAGCUGUCGCAAAUUCAAAGCCAAGAAAUCUUCACAAAGAGUUGCAGCGAGCAAGAAUUCCAAUAACCGGAAGGUCACAGACUACUAUCCCAUACGAAGAAGCUCACGAAAAAGCAAAACUGAAAUAAAGUGUGAACAGAAGAGACACAUAGACGAGCUGAUCACAGAAGGGAUAGAAAAUGGAAUGAUGGUAAGGUACACUGAAGGAAAGGGAAGAGGAGUAUUUGCCACCCAAAGCUUCCAGAAAGGGCAGUACGUAGUGGAAUAUCAUGGCGACCUGUUGCUGAAAACUGAUGCCAAAAAAAGGGAGGCUGUAUAUGCACAAGACCCAACCAUGGGCUGCUACAUGUAUUACUUCCAGUAUCUCAGCAAAACAUACUGUGUGGAUGCCACGAAAGAAACUGGCCGCAUGGGAAGGCUCAUCAACCACAGUAAGAGCGGAAACUGUCAGACCAAACUCCACGACAUCAAUGGAAUACCUCAUCUGAUCCUUGUGGCCUCCAGAGAUAUAGAGGAGGAAGAGGAGCUGCUGUAUGACUACGGCGACCGGAGUAAAGCCUCUUUAGCUGCUCACCCAUGGCUCAAACAUUGAUGGAUUUCAGAGAUGGGAACUACUAACACCUUGUUUAUUAAAUCCGGGUUUUAAUGUAAUUAUUGCCUUAGCAAACUGAGAAUGUUUAAGGGUUGGACCUUGUUCAGGUGUGUUCAACGGUGACUUAAACACAGUUAGGUUACGGUACAUAAUCCACACAGCCUACAUGAUACUUUUAAAGAUAUUUAUCCUGCUAUAUGACAUGCUAGUUUUGAGACAUUUCUUUUUUGUAUAUUUUAUAUACUUGUAGAGCAGUGCUUCCAGAGCAUGCAGUUAUAGUCCAACUUUCUGCAUUUUUAUAAAGAGUUUUCUUAAGCCAGUUUAUAGUAGUUAGUGGCUUAGCAAUAAUUAUUUAUGAUGCGCAAACGUUUCUGUGGAAUGCAAAUGAUGCUUAAAAGAGCCGUGUUUUAAAAGCUUGGGAUAACUGGAAGGUACUCCUCUCACUCGACUUAAUUUGGAGUCAGUUUUACCACGUUAAGUGCAAAUUCAUGAAUUUGAACAAAGCUGUACUUCUCGUUUAGUACCAAAUGACCCAAGUAAAAUUAUUCAGCUGAUUCUGUAUGCUGGGUUUAGCUGCAUUGUUUAAUAAAACAGUUUUAAGCAAAA